AUGCCGUUUGAAUACGAGGGCUUCGGUUUUUAUUUGGUGAUUUCAGUAGCAUGGUUCUUCCUGCACAGCAGAGCAGAGAUUCCAGCUGACCAGCUCCCCCAGGCAGCCCGGCCGGAGUCCUUCUUACUGAAGCCCACAGUGAUGAUCACCAUCCUCGCACGCAACUCAGAGCACAGCCUGCCCUCCUUCUUGGGAUGCAUUGACAGGCUGGAUUAUCCGAAGGACCGCAUCGCCAUUUGGGCAGCCUCUGACCACAGCGUGGACAACAGCACAGCCAUGCUCCAGGAGUGGCUCAGAGGAGUUCAACACCUGUACCACUCCGUGGAGUGGAGGCCCGUGGAGCGACCCAGCUCACACGUGGACGAGGAAGGUCCAAAGCACUGGCCCAACUCCCGAUUCACCCAUGUGAUGAAGUUAAAGCAGGCGGCCCUCAGAGCUGCCAAACGACUUUGGACAGAUUACAUCCUGUUUGUGGACAGCGACAACUUGCUGACAAACCGGCGUGUGGUCGCUGACAUGAUCGCAGAAAACCUGACCAUUGUGGCCCCCAUGCUGGAAUCAAAGAGUCUUUACUCUAACUUCUGGUGUGGUUUAACCUCCCAGGGCUACUACAGACGGACUCCUGAGUAUAUUCCCAUCCGUGAGUGGAAGCGACAGGGCUGCUUCGCCGUCCCCAUGGUGCACUCCACUUACCUGCUGGAUCUGAGACGCAAAGCCAGCCAGGCUUUGGCCUUUUAUCCUCCUCACCCGGAGUACCCGUACGACUUAGAUGACAUCAUGGUUUUCGCCUUCUCCGCCAGGAAAGCAGGCGUCCAGAUGUAUGUGUGCAACAGGAACCAUUAUGGAUAUUUACCAGUUCCCCUCAGACAAGACCAGACUCUGGAGGAAGAGGAGGAGAGCUUUUCUCACACUUUAACGGAGGCGCUCAUCGACUACACCAUGGAGCCCUCGCAAUAUUUGCACACUAGGCCAAAAGAAGCGCGGAAGAUGGGAUUUGAUGAGAUCUUUUUGGUCAAUUUGAAGCGGCGCUCCGACAGAAGGGAAAGGAUGCUGAGUUCUCUGGCUGUUCUGGGCAUCAACGCAACUCUGGUUGAGGCCGUGGAUGGCAAAGCCCUGACCUCCUCCCGGCUGCAGGCCAUGGGCAUAGACAUGCUGCCCGGGUACAAAGACCCUUAUUCUGACCGCGUGCUGACCAGGGGAGAGAUAGGCUGCUUCCUCAGCCAUUUCAACAUAUGGAAACAGGUGGUGCAGCGGGAACUGCAGCAGGUGCUCGUCCUGGAGGACGAUGUGAGAUUUGAGCCCAGGUUUUACAGCCGGAUGGCCGCCAUUAUGAGCGAUGUGCAGAGGGCCGAGCUUGAGUGGGACUUAAUUUACGUUGGGCGUAAGAGGCUGCAGGUGAAGGAGCCGGAGAACUGGGUCAAAGGGUUCAGUAACCUCGUGCACCCGGGCUACUCCUACUGGACGCUGGGUUACGGGCUGUCUCUGACCGGCGCCAAGAAGCUGCUGAGGGCAAAACCUCUGAACAAAAUGCUCCCCGUGGACGAAUUCCUUCCAGUUAUGUUCAACAAGCACCCCAGAGAUGAGUACAUGCGGUACUUUGAGGAGAGGAACUUGAAGGCCUUUUCGGCCGAGCCCCUGCUGCUCUUCCCCACACGCUACACCGGCGAGCAGGGCUACUACAGCGACACGGAGACGUCCACCAUCUGGGACGACGAAGGGACGGAGACCGACUGGGACCGGGGCAGAGCCCAGCACAGCCACGGGGCCCGAUCCGAGGGCGCGGGGCCCGGAGUCAGCGGGAGAAAAGACUGA
Menidia menidia (Atlantic silverside) is the source of this 1812-nucleotide messenger RNA. NCBI's taxonomy places the organism in Eukaryota, Metazoa, Chordata, Actinopteri, Atheriniformes, Atherinopsidae. The record is from the annotation of a GenBank genome assembly.